AUGUAUUUUAUUUUCUUUUACUAUUACUAUUUCUUCGUUCUUCUGUUCAUCACAUUUUCUCUUUUUUCUUUUCUUCCGCCCUUUUUUUUUAUUUCGCUUCUCUUCUUUUUAUUCUUUUCUUAUUUAGUCUUUCCUUUUCUUUUUAACAACUUUCGUUUCACUCCUUUUCAUUUGAUGUUUAUUAUGUUUCUCCUUCCUUCCUUCCUUCCUUCCUUCCUUCCUUCCUUCCUUCCUUCCUUCCUUCCUUCCGUUCUUUCUUUCUUUCUUUUGUUUUCUCAUUUUCUUAUUUUUUCUGAUUUUUUCGUUAAUAGUUUUUUUCUUUCUUCCUUCUUUUCUUCCUUACUUUCUUCAUUUCUUCCUUUCUUUAGUUACUUUCCUCAAUCGAAAAUUUCUCUUCGUCCUUUUUCGUCUUAUUCUUUCUUUUAUUCAUUUUUCUAUUUUUAUCCCUUAAAUCUUUUCUUCCCUUGCAAACAUUCUUUAUUUAAUCUUUCCCUUUCAUUCAUUUUUUCUUACCUUUUUAUCGUCUUCUUUCCUUUUCUUUUUAACAACUUUUGUUUCAUUCCUUUUCAUUUGAUGUUUAUUGUUUUCUCUUUUCUUUCUUUCUUUCUUUCUUUCUUUCUUUCUUUCUUUCUUUCUUUCUUUCUUGUGCUUUCUCAUUUUCAUAAUUUUUCUUGUCUUCAUUUAAUUUCUUAA
Acanthosepion pharaonis is the source of this 693-nucleotide messenger RNA. Lineage: Eukaryota; Metazoa; Mollusca; Cephalopoda; Sepiida; Sepiidae. The record is from the annotation of a GenBank genome assembly.